Haliotis rufescens (red abalone) is the source of this 7239-nucleotide messenger RNA. Its product is annotated as carbonic anhydrase-related protein 10-like. Bases 134 to 1132 code for a protein of 332 amino acids. The record is from RefSeq and is a predicted model, not a curated record. Lineage: Eukaryota; Metazoa; Mollusca; Gastropoda; Lepetellida; Haliotidae. Gene Ontology annotation, molecular function: zinc ion binding; carbonate dehydratase activity. The transcript has 12 exons.
UUGAGAUCGGUGGCUCACGGCAAUGGUCUGGGUAAUGAGAUAUUUCAGCUGAGCUUUCAGCGGGUGAGGCACAGGUACUUAAAGUCGGGAUCGAAAUUUUCACGGAAUACGGAAUAUUAGUGACCACUCAAGGAUGGACAUUACUCGCUUGUAUCUGUUUCUCUGCUCUCUGCUGACCCAUGCUAUCACGGCGCAAGAUACAUCUAUAUGGGAGGACUGGUGGUCCUACGAGGGCAUAUCCGGUCCAGGGUACUGGGGACUCCUGAACAUCGACUGGACUCUGUGUAAUAAAGGCAGGAAUCAAUCUCCUAUCAACAUUGACCCGAAGACCUUGCUGUUUGACCCCAGCCUCGGACCAAUAGUCAUAGAAGGAGACCGGAUACAUGGCCAUCUACAAAACAACGGCCACGACAUCACACUGAAGGUUGCCAACAACUCGCCCAGGGUGAACGUGACGGAGGGCCCGCUGUCCUACAAGUAUGUGGUCCAGCAGAUCAGGAUACACUUCCACACCGAGGAUGACCUGGGGUCAGAACACACAAUCGAUGGCAAAUCCUUUCCAGCUGAGAUCCAGAUAUUUGCCUACAACACAGACUUGUACAACAAUAUGUCAACAGCAAAGAGGUCUCCACGAGGUCUAACCAUCAUCGCUGUAUUUGCCCAAAUAACCGAGAGACCACAUUCAGAAUUCGGAGUUUUACUAAAAGCCAUGAACAAAACUAAAUAUAAAGGCGAUGUGACGCUACUACGUGGCCUACAGUUGUCGAGACUUCUCCCGGCGACUGACAAUUACGUCACAUAUGAGGGUUCGAUGACACAUCCGGGUUGUUUUGAGACGGUCACGUGGCUGGUGUUAAAUAAACCCAUACACGUCAGUAAAAAGCAGAUCGAGGCAUUGCGAGUUUUAAACCAAGCGACGAGAGACAACCCUCGGAUGCUGAUGGCGGGGAAUAUACGGCCUGAUAUGCCACUCAACCAACGCACUGUCCGCACCAAUAUAAAUUUUGUAUGUCCUGCAUGUGAAACCUCACGUGUUGGUCAAAUGAUGCAAUCUGACCGAACACAAUCUCGUAGCUGCUCAAUGGGAAAGGAUAUGUUUUAUAAAGUAAACGAGAGGUUCAAAGAACCCUGAUACCAACUCCUUUCUGCGCAGUCUCAGAAGUCUACUUGCCUCCCACCUCUCCUGGACCGGAAACAGUUCAGAGAGAGGUGGAUAACGAUCACUGAAGAUAACGUUCAUGCCUUAUUCAGAAUGGUGCUAUAUUUCUUCAACCAAAGAAACAAUGCUUUUGUUUAAAGAACCAAGAACAAGACUGGUUCACUUGUGUUAUUUGUGAUUCCAAUUCAUGGGGGCUUGUGUUAUGUCCUGUGUGUUCGCCUCGUUGGUACAUGCCUAGGCUAUGUCUGAACUUAGACCAUGUGUGAUAAUAGACCAUGUGUGAACGUGGACCAUGUGUGACAAAUGGACUUCUGUUGUGGCCAACUUCUGAGAUGAUCAUACCGCGUCUUCUUUAACUACGGCUCCAACUAAAUGUAAGGCUCCGACUUCGGCUCCAACUCAGGCUCCAACUCCAUCUCCUUCGGUACCAAAUGUACUUUUAGCGGACAAACAUACACUCAGCAAUUAAUUCAGAUUGGGAUCAAUUUGCAGUCUCAUGUCCCAUGUUAGCUGAUGUCGGUCUGGGGCAAUUGAUUGCCCUUAGACAAAGGGCUGAACGUGGUGUACAAAUAGAUCAAUUCUUCUCGAGAAGGUAGAGUACCUUUUGGAUAAGCAUGGACAUCAAAGCGUGCACUCCUUGAACAAGAAAUAUUCGCUGUGCUUGCAGAUAUCGAGAGGCCUAGCAGGGAGGGCUACCUCUUCUGGUAUCGAGGACAGUGCUCGUGAUGCAAUGUCUGAAUUGGAAGCCCUGGCAUAACCAUUCUAAUGGUAGACGUACCAUCACGAAGCUAAUGGAUGACAGAGCCCAAAACAAGGAGGAUGAUCCACUGUUGAAGUAUUCCAGCCCAUUUGUGUUUACUGUGAAGCGUUGGAAUGGCCGAACUAACAACGAUGAGUGUGUGUGAUUGUGAACUGGAGAAGAAGGUCUUCCUGAGUUGGUGAUGCUGAUACCGUUAGACUGGUUGGCUGCGGAGGAGGAGGCUGAAGGAGAUGUGUCAACAUGCAGUGGAGGAUGCACAGGAAGCCAAAGAGUAUCAAGGACGCUCAACGUUAUAUGUAUUGCUCUUGUGUAGAAGGACGUUGUCUUGAACAUGUUGUAUGUCGCUGCGUUGUCUGUAAAUAUGGCCUAAGUGGAUAAGAUGCAUUAGUCAAUCCCACACAAUCAGGAGACAAUGUAUCAAGCCUCUUUUCUCUGAUCACUUGUCAUGUUGUAAGUGUAUACUGUAGCUUAGCACACAGAUGGAAGAAUUUAUCGAUAUCAACAGGAAGAGAUAAAGUGAGGUGUUUAAAGAAGGUUUGUUAUUUUCAAGCACAUGAAAGAAAGAAUAAGUGAUAUACAGCGAAACCUUGUUAGUCAAGACGGAUGCGUCCCCAGUGUAACUUCCGGAUUAACGAAUCAGUGAUGUCCUUUGUGUGUAUAUGUACUAUCCUCACAGUAAAAUUCCAACCGGGGCAAGACUAGGGGGAUUCAUUGUUUGUUUUGGUGUUGAUGAUUAGUGAAUGAAAAUCCGCCUUGUCCUUGUCAUCUAUAUGCCUUCUAUUUCUUUACAUGUCAUAUAUCCGCUCUCGCAUGUGUUGUACAGUGAACCUCGUUAAUCCGGACAUAGCAAUAUUUAGCGCAAUCGCCUUCCUUAUAAGACCAUGGAUGCUCUAUAAAUGUCCUUUUAAUUAUAUACAGCUGUAUCCAACAGUAAUCGUUCGGGUUAUUGGGGUUUCUAACUAUCAGAGUCUGGAUUAAUGGGGUUGCACUAUGUGAAAACGAUUGCUAUCAUGUGUGUGGACCGUUAAACAAUGCGUCUGAGCUGGAAACGGAAAACUGAGCAUGGAGUUGAAGCCACGUUUGGAUCCACACUGCAGCACAUAAAAUCUGAUUAGGUUUUACAAUAUUGUGCAUCCUUCAGUAAAAAAUAUUCAUUUCAUUAUAUUAAUUCUAUUUUUCAAUUUAAUUCUAUCCCGGUGAAAUUGAAAAGAAAUCUUAGUGACCCAGUUUGCAGAUCACACAGCCCCAGCACAUAAUGAAGACAGGCAGGAAUGGCCGAGUUUUGAUUAGCCCAUUUCAUAGCUAUUGCAUCGCUUGUGUCCGCCCAGUGCUAAUCUUUUACUACCCAGAGUAGUUACGAUGUACGAGUCGAGAUUGAAUGGUCAGACAAUACAGUUCCUUGUGCCAUUAGCCCAUUCAGUCAUGCAUCCAUCGAGACCAAAUCCUCAUUAUGUGUAGAGCUUGUAGAUUUAUCGGCAUAUUAAUGGCCAGACGGAAUUAGAGGUACAUGCAGUGGUUGUGUUUGUUGGCGAUGUUUGAAGGCUUGAUAAUGGGAGGGCUAAUAGCAGCCAUCACUGCUUCAGUAGUCUCCAUCGUGUCCUUGACGUUAGGAGAGACAGACAGCCUGCCUAUACAUACCAGUAUUAAUAGCUUGUCCGGAAAGAGAUGACAGUGUCACAUGAUUGGCCACAAAGAGUAGGACAUCUUGUAUACUGUCUCGUUGAAAUGGUAAGAAAGUGCUUCACCGCGCGACCGACCGUAAUAGCGGACGUUUAAUGGUUGUAUUAUGAUUGUAUUACAAACAGUAAGAGUUUAACAGGGAGGGACUUCAGGGACCCAGACAAGCCUGUGGCAUCAUUUACCAUUUCUCUUGGUAAUGUCUCAAGGGGGACUCGCUUUCGAGCAUUGUGUUUUGCAGAAAAAUAAAUUCAUAUAUUUAAAUGUUAAAAUUAAAAACUUGAAGUCUUCUACUGAAAAUCUGCAUCUGUAUUUUGAGUAUCAACUGUUAUGACUGAUAAGCAGUCAAACAUCACAUUUAGAGAUUGGACUGCUACAAAAGUAUGUUUGUGAUUCAAUAUGUUUUUGAAGAAUCAAAAUGUUUGAUUAUUCCUCUGGAUAAAAGUAUUCAUCGUAUACAUGCUCUGAUGAACCUUGAUCAAGAGACGGGUUUAUUGUUUUUUUUCAUAUAUGCUACAGUACUCAAAAUAGUUGAGGGCCAUCCGAUUCUUUCAUAUUAUUACAGUUAAUUUCUUAUGGCAUGACAGAUAGAAUGACAUAAUAUAUAAGAAUGGGAUGGUACUAUUAUAUUGAGUGGUAUAAGAAUGGUCAGAGGAACAGGUAGGCAGAUCACCUGCUCUUAGAAAAUCAACCCUCCUUUUUCGGAGACAAUGUUUGGGAUACCAUCGAACAAGUUUUUAAUUUGUUGUGAUCUUCUGUAGAUGUGGUUGCCAUGAUAACACAAUGGUGUACAUACGGUAAUGUGACGUCACAAAACAAUGACGUCACACACUGCUCCCAUUAUAACGUUUAAAUGCUAAAUUAUGAAAUAAAUAGUAAUUAAGAUUUUAGUUCAUGUUCACAUCAUAAAAACAGAAUACAUGAAUCUGGCGUCACUAUGAUGUCAUGAGACUAUGUUUGGUAAUUCUGUGUUCUAUGGUUCUUGCAAAGAGAUAGAUGGACAUGUAGCAAAGUUGCAUGUGUGGAUAUUUUGUAAGGAGUUGUAAAAUAGGUAGGUUUUUGUGGAUGACAAUGGGUGAAGAGUAUGAAAUCUGUACUUGUUAACACUGUAAAGAAUAGCUUUCAAUGUUAUUGUGCAUGCAUUUGUGUCGUUUUGUUUGUGAGAAGAAAGAGGGUGGAAGGGGUUGCUUUGCAACGGAUGACCUUGCGUUCCCGAAUCAUCCUUGGUUAAUCGGCGUGGCGUUGUGUGGCGUGGCGUGGCGUGACGUGGCGUGGCCUGGCGGCGCGUCGCAUGGCGUGGCACGUGGUAUAUAUAAACCUUUGUUAUAUAAAUAACAAACACAACACUUCAUUUAAUUUAAAAUGUAUGAAGAAAAUGCAUAAAACUGCAUGAUCAAGUAUCCAAUUUUUUCUCAUUUUAGAAAUUUGAAACGUUUACUAAAAAUGCAUCUGAAUAGACAUCAGUCCUCAUCUAUUCGCAGAAACUACGAACUACAUUCUCUAAAAGUGAUCUUAUGGCUGGCGCUUUGAUCGUCGUCUGUCCGUCAGUCCGUUUGUCACAAACUUUUAGACGUCUCCUCUUAAGCCAUAAUGUCCCCAGAAAGAGUAGUUACAGCAAUGGCUUCUCUAUAGCAUUCCGAACCGACUUUUACCGUGAAGCUCUUAAAUGUUUUCUUUUAAUAAUCAAUAACGAAUAUAUCAGUACUGGGAAUUACAACUUGUUUUGUUUUAGUAACAAUCUCCUGGGAUAUCCAAACAUACUUUAUAUAUAUCCAAUAGACACGCGUUUGGGAAGCGUUGCGGGUAUGACAUGUAUGAGAUGUGUGCGUAAGCUGAAUGAUAAUCUGCGCUUGAUACUGGUGAAAGACUUGAACGUUGUUAGUGGUUCUAUAUGCCCUGAAGAGCAGCUUACCUUUUAGUAGAACUAACCAGAUUUACCAUUCGAGUGUAUAUUUGCUAGUCAUCAGUGUCUUCUUCUAGCGUUAUUUCCAGUUUCGGUUUCUUCAGCAGUUUCCUGACUGAAAUAGAUAAAUACAUCGUGUCCUCUAAUGUGGCAGGUGGGUUGUCCCCCGAGAUAGCCUGUACGCUUGUGUGUGUCCAGGACUGAUGUCAGAAUAGGACCAAUGUAUGUUUGACGUAAGAGACGAUGAUGUCAUCGUACACUAUGGCGUUAUUCGUUUCUCCUGCCUUCAGUCACUCCGCUUUUGACCAUGAUGGCAACGGUAGUUUCAACAAUAACGUCACUUAAGACUAUAAACGUGAAACUAUCUGUCUAAAUCGCCCCUGGGCUUUGUGAUGCACUAAUCAAGGGUCACAUUUAAUUUUCGGGGGAUUGUAACAAUGUUUAAGGUGUAGCAGGUCCAUCGGCAGACUCAAUUGUUUUCAGGCUGUUGUGAAAUCGCUGAAAUAUUGCGGCGGUAGUAAACAACAUUCAUAUGCACCAAAUGUCAAUAUGCAGUGGAAAAAACUCUGUAACUUUGCAGCUCAUAGAGUUCGAUUUGUAUGUUGCUGGCAUCGUAUUUGGCGACAUUGCAACCAUUCUUGUCAUGAGAGAAGACAAUGGCCGCAUAUGAAUAGUCUCACCACUGAUGUGUCACUCCAGCUGAUCUCAAAUCAUCAGAAUGGCUGGUAGACAGAAGUAUUUAUGAAAUACAAUUUUAAAGGAAGCCAUCAAGCGAUACUCAAAGGCUUGCAGACCUGAAGUAACACGUGACAUAAAUACGUUACAUAGAAUUCCCUUCCUGCACAGAAACCUAGUGGUGCUUAAAAUACCACGAUAAAUGUAAACCUCGUUUGGAAUUAACGCUCGAUGGGUACCUUUAACGGUGUACGCUGGCAGAUAUUGUGUAAAUGAUAUUGUUUAUAAACGAAAUGUUGCUUGAAGCUACUUUAUGGGACAGAGGUAGGUCUCCAAAAGGCUCGAUGAACAAUAACAGGUUGCGCUCAAAACAAGUUACACAGCUGGAAGUUGCAACCCCCACCAACCAUGACUGAUUAACUGUAGUCACAUGAAAACAUGCGGUGUCCUUUAACUUAUUUUGAGUUGUAUGUGUUAUAUUAGUUCAUUGGGACGCAGCACAUCAACUAUUUAUAAUUAAUCCUCGGAAUCUAUAUCAUAUGUUUCCGAUUAUCCCCAAAAACUAUUUUAACCGGUUGCUAGGUGUACAGCAGGUGCGAGAAUCACAAGGCAAGGCUCUGUGGUAAAACUUCAGUAAGAUCUAAUCAAAAGUCCUUAAUUGCUUUCUCACAUGACGUUAGCAUUUUCUAAGCAGACACUAUCGUUUUCUAUUUCACUGUUAUCUUUUCUUAUGAUUUUUUUUUCUAUUCCUGACUUCAUCAAAAUAGACCCGAAAAACAUCAAAUCAACUUAAAGUUAACAAGAAGUUUAUGAUUCAAUACAGGUAUUGUUAACAGCAUCCAUGGGCAUGUGUAUUAUGUGUUAUUAAAUAAGAGCGUGAUAGUUUUACGUAACAAUUAAAAACACUAGAACAUCCACGUCUCGAAUAUUCCACAGAUCGUCAUUUCAAAGGUCAACAUCAUAAAUACCUCUGCUAUUUGUAAAUGUAAUUUGUUUGUGUAUAUCUUUAUGCACAUCAUUACCAAUCUGGAAUCUAUAGAAAGAUGACUUCGUGUAGAUUAAAAA